AUGAGUGAGGAUUCUCUGGAUUCAGGUUCCGAGAGACGUAUAUUGCCGCUACAGGCGGGCCAGUUGCGGUCUGCGCACUCCAUUACGUCGGUAAGGUCUACAAGCCCGCAACAGAGACUCGGCAUUUCACCGCCCAGGCCAACGCUCUCAGUUGACCUAACGAACCACUUUACGCGACCGCUGACAGACCAGCUGUCUUCCGAGUCCGAGAUAGGGACGUUGGAUAUGCUAAGUGUGCAAGAUGAACUUGCCAGCAGUAUGAAUUCCUUGUCGUUUGCGCCGCUACGAGAACUGCCCAAUCCCUUUAGAACGAGCAUCGAGGAUCAGUCUGAGGAGCAGCAGGGCCCCCUGCCCCAAGGGAAACAAUUCUUCAUUUUGACCUCUGCGGGGAAGCAAAUAUAUACUAUGCAUGGUGAAGAUGAGUAUGUUAUGGGGUUAAUGGGCAUCGUACACACACUUGUUAGCUAUUUCCAGGUGCGCAAUGGCAGCCACGAGGAGUUGAGAUCUAUAACCACCUAUGAUAAUAAUGGAGUGUUGCAGAAGUUUGCAUUUAUGCGCAAGAAGUAUAUUGUAUUGUUGGUUAUGACUAAUCAUAACGAGUCCGAUCAAGACUUACAGCAGCAGCUAGACUUGCUAUAUUCGCAUCUGGUGUCCACGCUAUCGCAGCGGCAGCUAAACCGCCUGUUUGGCAAGCGGGAGAACUUUGAUCUCCGCAACUUCUUAUCUGAAUCGGAUUUCCAUAGCCUGGAUCAGUUGUGCCGUGCAAUGUGUCAAGGUUCUCACCCUGGUUGGUGGCUGGGCGCCUUGGAAUGUGUUACUAUGGAUAGCUCAGUGCGGAAUCGCAUACAUUCGAUCAUGCUACACUCUACCAAGGAUCUGGCUCCCGGCACUUUGCUAUAUGGUCUCAUAGUGGCGCCCGGGCAGCGACUUGUUUCAGUUAUGAGACCUCGUGGUCAUACAUUGCACACAACAGAUCUGCAACUGCUAUUUUCAAUGGUGGAGAACCAGUUGCAACUUUUGGACAGUCAACAGGAAGCUUGGGUACCUAUCUGUUUCCCAAAAUUUAAUAGUAAUGGAUUUCUGUACUAUUACGUCAAGUUUCUGCCGGAGGACGCCAGCAACUCAGCAAACAUCAUCGAGGGAGAUAAUGCUGUUAGACCUGCUCUCAUUCUAAUUAGUCCCAGGACAAAUAAGUUCUACGAGUUGCGUGAGGCAGCCAGUUCUAUGAUAGAUGCGCUAGGAAGUGCAAGACUCCUUCCAUAUAUUCACAAUCCGUCACGCAUAACCAUUAAUGACAUACCAGCCCCAUUGGCGCAUCAUUUCAUUUACAAAUCAAAGAAAUAUGUUCAAUACGUCAUGCCGGAAACCAUCGGCAUCAACACAAACUGGCAAACGCUAAUGACGUACUACGCGCACUUGAAGGCGAGUGUGCGCAACGAUAAUGGCCAUACGCUAAACCAAACAGCUUUGAGUUUCCUACGGUGGUCGUCAAACUCUAAUGAACCUCUGUUACACAAUUCUCCGGAUAUCAGGUUUUCCGCCACUGGCAAUGUCUCCGGGGCUUGCCUUCUUGAAGAAGAAUUGGAUAUGAUCGGUCUGACUUGGAUCACGGCAAAUUUUGAGUUGUAUCUAAUAUGCAAUAAUUGCACUUUGGAUCGUAAGAUUGUGUUAAAAAGCGCUAGGAACAUCGUCAGCUGGUGCAAGCGUAAGGAACGCAAGCUCUUCGUGUCAGAAGGUGCCGUAUUCUAA
Molecule: messenger RNA, 1749 nt
Organism: Eremothecium sinecaudum
Lineage: Eukaryota; Fungi; Ascomycota; Saccharomycetes; Saccharomycetales; Saccharomycetaceae
Gene: MON1
Product: guanine nucleotide exchange factor MON1
Exons: 1
Coding region: 1-1749 (582 amino acids)
Biological process (GO): protein targeting to vacuole; vesicle-mediated transport
Cellular component (GO): Mon1-Ccz1 complex; fungal-type vacuole membrane
Source: RefSeq, a predicted model, not a curated record